Hypomesus transpacificus is the source of this 4904-nucleotide messenger RNA. RefSeq names its product palm2 and akap2 fusion (gene palm2akap2). The record is from RefSeq and is a predicted model, not a curated record. The transcript has 8 exons. Lineage: Eukaryota; Metazoa; Chordata; Actinopteri; Osmeriformes; Osmeridae. Gene Ontology annotation, biological process: regulation of cell shape. Bases 325 to 1356 code for a protein of 343 amino acids. Gene Ontology annotation, cellular component: membrane.
ACAUACAUGGCUGUGCCUAAAAGGGAGGGAGGGGGGAAGGUGAGAGGGUGUAGGAAGGGAGAGAGAGAGAGAGGGCAGACAGGCAGACAGGCUUAGUUGAGGCACAUGGCCAGUGAAUGAGAAAGAUUUCAGCACGCGCUCCGCACUUUGACUGGAUUACUACAGACCACCCUCACUGCCGGGUCUCUCCUUCGCUCGCUCCCUUUCUUCUCUCUCUUCUCUCUCUUCUCCCUCCCUCCUUCCCUCCCUCCCUCCCAGCCCCAGGCAGACGGGACAGAGUUGUCUCUCCUCCGUGUCUCACCUCUCUCCCCUGUCCCUCACAGAAUGGCUGAGGCUCAGCUGCACAAGGAGAGACUGCAAGCCCUGGCGGAGAAGCGGAAGCGCCAAGCAGAGAUCGAGGACAAGAGGGGUCAGCUGGAGGACCUGGUGCUUCAGCUGCAACACCUCAAGUCGAAGGCCAUGCGGGAGCGCUGGCUGCUCCAGGGAACUCCCUCUGGGUCAGAGGAUGAGGAGGAAGGCCGGAGGAGACAGCUGCAGCAGGAUGAAGACAAGGGGAAGACCCUGGAGGACACCAUUCACAGACUGGAAUCGGAGAUCGAGCUGCUGGAGAACGAGGAGUCCCAGAUCUCUGCUAAGGAACAGGUUCUCCGAGAGCGUCUGAGGGAGACUGAGCGGUCCAUUGAGGACCUGCAGAAGAGUCUACAGUACCAGGAUGGAGAUGCGGUACGCGGUGAGAACCAGAGCCCCAGGACUUCUCUCAGCCCCAGCCUGCCAGACACACACUCCGCUGGGGACAGCCAGCCUCCAAAGAAGCCUGCGAUGUUCGCCAUGGAGAUCAACGUGGAGAAGGACCGUCGGACUGGCGACACUCGGAUCCUCUCUGCGGAGGCCGUGAGCCCAGACCAGGUGCCGUCCCGCGGCGUCAAGGUGUUCGACGACGGCCGUAAGGUGGUCUAUGAGGUGCGCUCCGGGGGAGGAACCACACUGGAGAACGGCGUGCAGGCCUGGAGCUCCGCCCAGGUGGACCAGCUAAUGCAGCGCGUGGGCCAGCCCACUGCUCGGGGAGAGGGCCAGGUCACCGUCACGCCAGGCAACCCCGACACCACCGCCCCCUCCAUCGCCCCGCCCCCCAUCCCCACUGACCACACCGCCAGGGAACAGACUGUCCAACGGGAGGCGAGGCUGGGAGCCCCGCCCCCUGCGGUGGUGUCCCAGCCAGUCAGGAGCGAGCCUCUGGAGGGGGAGGUGCUAGGUGUUCCGACAGCCAGUGUGGAGCAGCCUGUUACCAUGGUGUUCCUGGGCUACCAGAGCGUGCAGGAGGACGAGGGGUGGAUGCCCCUCCCCCUCCAGGUAUAGACAAGAAAAAACGCUGUCAGUGCUGCGCGGUCAUGUGACCUGGUCAGCUGACCUUCUCUCUCCUACCCACAACUCUUUCUGUUUCUGGAGCGCGCUCACUAAGCCCCUCCCUCCCUGGUUACUAACAGAAUCCCCGCCUCUGGACCUUGGCUACACACACUCUCUCUCUCCUGACCUUUGAACUGAUGAUGUUACCUCUUUGGCUCACCUUUGACCCCACGACGUCACCCCUCUUUCUCCUCUCAGAUCCAGCCCUUUCAGAGGACCCCUCGUUACCUAGUUACUGGUCAGAUUAGCCAGACAAAGAGGGGUCAGAACAGCACCAGCUGGUCACUAACUAGUUACUUGGGAUUAAUUGUUGAAGAUCCACCCAGAGACAGAAUAUAGUAGUCAGGUUCAGGUUGGAAUUGAUUCAAAGUGCUUCUUACAGGAUAGUGGCCUUACUGAACCCCUUGUCCAUUCAGACAGAUAGACAGGCAGACAGACAAACAGAAAGGCAGCGCUGACCUUUGCUCUGAUCCCAAAUUCCACCCAGACCAGUCAACCACUGACCAGCUCUGUAUCUAAACCCCUCCCAUGUUCACGGUGACUCCUCCUACCUCAGGGGUGUUGCCAUGGAGCCCUUGUCUUGGUUUUGUGCUUCGUUGAUCUUCCUAUAGCGUUAGAGAUAUAAUUCAACCAAGCUGAUGUAUCCUAACUGGAUUUUUGUUGUUGUUGUUUUAUUUUGCUUUGAAAACGAAAGGCCAUUGAAUUAACGUGUGUAAACACAGAGACCCUGAAAUCCUUUGCUUUAUCGCUCUACCUUUCUCUCGUUCUUCUCUUCUCCUCUCUCUCAAUCUAGUUCUCUCUCGUUCUCCCUCUCUCUCACUCUUAGAGGUGUGUGGGCUGUGUCUAGGCCAGUAUAAAGACGAGGGUUAUCCAGGAGAUCCAUUUCCUGCCAUUAUAUUAGAACUUCCUGUGCUGGGUUGAUGAGAAACACAACUGCCAAUGGAAUCUCCACUUGACCAGCUCAACACACACAUGCGCACACACAAACAAAUUGCUGCUGAGUGGUGAAGGUUUCAAUUUAACUAGGUUCUAGUUUACAUGGAGGUUACCAUGGUGCUAGGAGUCCUGGGCCUGGUUAUUAUAUGUUUUUAGGCACAUUAGUUGCGUUGGAGACAGGAGACAGUUUGCUGCUAGCCUGGACAAUCUCCCAUUAUUACAAUGUAGAGUUUCUACCAAACACACAUUCUUAACUAGUCAAUCAGCACUGCUGACUUUGUAAUUGGCCAACUGUGGGGACAGUCAAUUCAGCUGGCUUUUUAAUUAGUCAGAUGAGGUCCUCUGGCAGCUCCAAUUGGUCAGAGGCCCUGUGUGGAACCAGGAUGUAUAGUAAUAUGCUAUAUAACAGUGCUAAGCACAUGUAUUAAGACAGUAAGUAUUUAUUAGAUCAAUAAUAUAUAGAAUAUGUAUCAGUUAAUGUAGUAUUGGCCCACAACCGCUGUUACCUUUCCAUUCACUAACAUCCACUGCUUUGCUCUGUGGUCUGUCUCCCUACUAACCCCUCUCUCUCCCCCUCCUCCUCUCCUCUCAUCUCCUCUCCUUUCCUCCCACCAUCCUCCUUCCCCUCUCCUUUUAUCCUCGCCUUUCUUCCCAUCCCCUCUCCUCCUAUCCAAUCGUCCUCUCCUCCUCCCCCCUCCUAUCCAAUCCUCUUCUUCUCCUUCCCCCCCCCUGUCUCUCUGCAGCUCAGAGAAGACAUCCUCCAGACAUCAAGCCAUCAAGUUUCCAUAGCUACUGCGGUAGCCAUCUCAUCCUUAGUAUGUUUGACCCCGUAAGGCAUUUAGAAAAGGUCAUACGCAGUAGCACAAUGCAUCAGUGGUCUAGCAUAGCACCAGGCGCUAUAGGUACCACAGCGGUCACACCAACAGGUACACAACACUCUGCAAUACACACACACACACAUUAAUCUACACAUCAUCUACAAAGUGCACUCUUAACUGUACCAUCAGAAACUCGGAAAGAGUCAAUGACGAUGAUGAUGAUGAUGAUGAUGAAGAGCUCACUGCAUGGCAGACCUGGACUCUGUAUAGGUCUCCUGGAGAUGUCUUAGUCUUCUCAAUCUGUCUCUGAGCUGGCCCGCUGCUGUAGGACCUCCAGAAGGACUAGCUAGCGACAGACUGACACACUGCCAUACCUACAGUAGACACCAGUAGAGACCAGCUGUGUGGGAUCUCAGCCUCCCCCCCCCCACCGGAUGACACCGCAGGGGGUCAUGUGACGGCUGUCCUCGCCCACUCUGAUCCGCUGUCGUUUUUUGUAACCUGAGGUGUACUUUUUAUAUUGUUGCCAUCCUCUUUUUUUUCCUUUUCUAUGAUUCAUCCCCUGGCUGUACUCGUCCCUCACGCCCUCACUCAUCCCCCUCUUUCUCCGGUCACCAGUGCCAGGCCUUCUGUACGCUCCUCCUGGUCAAUAAAGGACAGUCUCACUGUGCCGACCCUCCUGUGUCUCUGCUUCAGUUCUUUCUCUCUAACUCACUCUCCUCUGCCUGGGCACACUGCAUUCCUGCAAUGGCACUAACCACACACACACACACACUCACACACACACACACACACACACACAUGCAUGCAUACUUCGUACAUACACAUUCCCACACUCACUCACAUAGACUAAUACACACGUCAUCAUUAGUGCAACUUGUUUCUUCCGUGCACUCCUACCUCUACUACUAUGGCUGCUUCCAUCCAUGCCCUAACCCACAACCAUCCAGAACCAUCCAAAACAAUGAACCAGAAUCAUGCAGAACCACCCCAAGAACACUCUGAACCACACAGAAACACCCCAAAUCAUGCACAGCCAAACGGAACAACCAAGAACCAUGAACAACUACAUAUAUCCACAUCGAAUCAUGCAGAACCACCUCACAAACACAGAGACUUACCUAGACCUACCAAGAAUGAAAGACCUACCACUCAGCUACAUCUAGAAAACGUUUGAAAGAAAAACCCAGGAACAUGAAGGUCCAGAAAAAAAAGGCCAGGUUCAGAAUCCCUAAGGCCCAAGCCCAGCCAGACCCCCCUGAAGAUUACCAGCAACUGGAGAGAGCAGAGAAAAAACUGUAGACACAGUAGAAUCCAUCAGUACAAUCACUUGGUGUAAUCACUCAGUAGAAUUACAGUGUAAAUGGGCUUUAUCAGUCUGGAGGGUCAUGCCACAGACAAAGCAGAGAUAAUGACUAACCCAGGAACUUGGAAGGGGGACUGUUGCUUCCAAAAUGUACAAAAAAAAUCCAAUUGAAAGACAUUGAGUAUAUAGAGGGGUCAGUGUGUAGAGGGGUCAAGGGGCAGGGGCAGGUCUGAAUGGUUUUCUUAGUGUUCCAGUAUCACCUGUCGUCUCACAGUCCACACACACACACACACACACACAAACAGAAGAUCUACCCCAGGGGGCUGGGGGUUGGGUGUAAUUGAUUGAUCUAAUCAAUGAGAGGUCUGGUCAGCACAUAAACGUCUCCUCCAUUUCUCCUCUCCCAUUCCCCCUAUCCUCUUCUUCCUUUACCUACUUCU